This is a messenger RNA of Protopolystoma xenopodis, 1149 nucleotides long. Lineage: Eukaryota; Metazoa; Platyhelminthes; Monogenea; Polystomatidea; Polystomatidae. The record is from the annotation of a GenBank genome assembly.
AUGCCUCCUCACGCGCGGCCGCUACUCAAGAUAUUUGUUCAAAGGACCGAUCCUAAAUGGAUACACUCAACUAUUGAAAAGAUAGCUAAAAGCCCUUUACACCUUAAAAACUUGAUUCGAAUAUUAUCAAAUUUUGUCUUGUCCGAACGCCACCCUGUUUGGACCCGCCAUGCCCUGUUUUGGCUCACUAAUGUCAGAAAACUUAAGCCUGAACUACUUAGGGCUCCGGAACUUGAUUAUGCGCUCAGGAAGAUCUCCCAUUAUGCCACUGAGGUUACGGGUCUUCAUUCAGCCUUCAUUACUUCGGCCGCUCGGGGUCAAGCAAUACUAUCUUGGGCUCAAUCAGUCGCUUUGAUAAACUCCGAUAAUGGUAAUCGCCAGUUUGGUGCACUUCACAAAUCUGGCUAUAUUUACACAGAUGAUUCGGACCAAGAAUUUGGCGAUGUGGAGCUGAAGUGGCGUACUCGUCAUCUGAACUAUCUCCGAAGGCUCCAACGCCAAUCAAUCAUCUUUGGCGAAAAAGUACUUAGUACUAAAUCGAUAAAAGCUCAGAAGGCUGAAAACACUCCGAAGGUACCUGGACUAUCAGAAGAGAAUAUUGAUGCUGAAUGCAAUAGCUCUUCACUCGAGGAUACCAGUGCUAUUGAAUCCACUCCUGAAUACUUGGGGGAUGACCAAGAAGAGGAAGAGUGCAUUUCAGAUUAUGGUGGAGAUUUUAGUGAAGUGGCUAGUUUAGAUAUUCCCGAGGACACGGAUGGCAGCAUCGAUGACGGUUUUGUCGACGUCAAUGGUAGUGAUUCGCUUGAUGCGAACGUAACCGAUGCCAGAUUAGCAUUAGGGUCACAAGAACGAAAUGGAGAGGAUUGCAACCAAGGUUCUUGGAAUGAUCAAAGCUAUCUUAGUGAAAGUGAUGAAUCCAGUUCUAGCACAAUUAAUCGAAUGAAACCUUUGAAGAAACGCCCACGACAAGAGGCCAGCGUCUCGACUGAUGAAGAGGAUGAAAAUAAUGACAUAAAAUCGGAUACAAAUGACGAUGAAAUUGACGAUCUCGAUCUACUUAUGUGGACUAAAUUUAGUGAUGAAGAAGAGGAAUGUGAGGAAAAAUUGAAGGCACAAGGCAAAGUAAAAAGUUUAAUGGCUGCAGCUUAA